AUGUCGAAAUCUGACUUUCGACUCAACUCGAACUUUCUGCCGAAAUCGGACUUUCGACUCAACUCGAACUUUCUGCUGAAACCGGACUUUCGGCUCAACUCGAACUUUCUGCCGAAAUCGGACUUUCGGCUCAACUCGAACUUUCUGCCGAAAUCGGACUUUCGACUCAACUCGAACUUUCUGCCGAAAUCGAACUUUCGACUCAACUCGAACUUUCUGCCGAAAUCGGACUUUCGACUCAACUCGAACUUUCUGCCGAAAUCGGACUUUCGACUCAACACGAACUUUCUGCCGAAAUCGGACUUUCGGCUCAACUCGAACUUUCUGUCGAAAUCGGACUUUCGACUCAACUUUCUGCCGAAAUCGCUUUCGAAAUCUGCCCCAAAUCGGACUUUCAACUCGAACUUUCUGCGAAAUCGAACUCGAAACUUUUCUGCCGAAAUCGGACUUUCGACUCAACUCGAACUUUCUGCCGAAAUCGGACUUUCGACUCAACUCGAACUUUCUGCCGAAAUCGAACUUUCGACUCCUCUCAGAACUUUCUGCGAAAAUCGGACUUUCGACUCAACUCGAACUUUCUGCCGAAAUCUUUCGAAUCGGACUUUCGAACUUUCAAAAUCGGACACGAACUUUCUGCCGAAAAUCGGACUUUCGACUCAACUCGAACUUUCUGCCGAAAUCGGACUUUCGACUCAACUCGAACUUUCUGCCGAAAUCGGACUUUCGACUCAACUCUUUCUGCCCCACUUUCGACUCAACUCGAACUUUCUGCCGAAAUCGGACUUUCGACUUUCGAACUUUCAAAUCGACUUUCGAACUUUUCUGCCGAAAUCGAACUUUCGACUCAACUCAACUUUCUGCAAAAUCGGACUUUCUCAACUCGAACUUUCUGCCGAAAUCGGACUUUCGACUCAACACAACUUUCUGCCGAAAUCAGACUUUCGGUCAACUCGAACUUUCUGCCGAAAUCGGACUUUCGACUCAAUUCAACUUUCUGCCGAAAUCGGACUUUCGACCAAUUCGAACUUUCUGCGAAAUCGAACUUUCGACUCUCCGAACUUUCUGCCGAAAUCGGACUUUCGACUCAACUCGAACUUUCUGCCAAAUCGAACUUUCGACUCAACUCGAACUUUCUGCCGAAAUCGAACUUUCAACUCAACUCUGCAAAAAUCGGACUUUUCGACUCAACUCGAAAUUUCUGCGAAAACGACUCAACUCAACUCGAACUUUCUGCCGAAAUCGGACUUUCGACUCAACUCAGACUUUCUGCCGAAAUCGGACUUUCGACUCAACUCGAACUUUCUGCCGAAAUCGAACUUUCGACUCAAAAAAUCGGACUUUCGACUCAACUCGGCUCGAACUUUCGGCCGAAAUCGGACUUUCGACUCAACUCGAACUUUUCUGCCGAAAUCGGACUUUCGACCCAAUUCGAACUUUCUGCCGAAAUCGGACUUUCGACUCAACUCGACUCAACUCGAAUUUCGGACUUUCGAAAUCGAACUUUCUGCCGAAAUCGGACUUUCUGAACUUACGCUCGGACUUUCUGCCGAACUCGAACUUUCUGCCGAAAUCGGACUUUCGACAACUCGAACUUUACCGAAAUCGGACUUUCGACCAAUUUCACUUUCGACUCAACUCCAACUUUCUGCCCCGAUCGGACUUUCAGCUCAACUCCAACUUUCUGCCGAAAAUCGACUUUCGACUCAACUCAGACUUUCUGCCGAAAAAUCGGACUUUCGACUCAACUCGAACUUUCUGCCGAAAUCGGACUUUCGACUCAACUCGAACUUUUCUGUCGAAAUCGGACUUUCGACUCAACUCGAACUUUCUGCCGAAAUCGGACUUUCGACUCAAUUCUCGAACUUUCUGCCGAAAUCGGACUUUCGAACUUUGAGGUCGAAAUCGGACUUUCGACUCAACUCCGAAUUUCUGCCGAAAUCGGACUUUCGACUCAACUCGAACUUUCUGCCGAAAUCGGACUUUCGACUCAACUCGAACUUUCUGCCGAAAUCGAACUUUCGACUCAACUCGAACUUUCUGCCGAAAUCGAACUUUCGACUCAACUCGAACUUUCUGCCGAAAUCGAACUUUCGACUCAACUCGAACUUUCUGCCGAAAAUCGACUUUCGACUCAACUCGAACUUUCUGAAAUCGGACUUUCGACUCAACUCGAACUUUAGCCCGAAAUCGGACUUUCGACUCAAUUCAAACUUUCUGCCGAAAUCGGACUUUCGACUCAACUCGAACUUUCUGCCGAAAUCGGACUUUCGACUCAACUCGAACUUUCUGCCGAAAUCGGACUUUCGACUCAACUCCGAACUUUCGGCCGAAAUCAGACUUUCGACUUUCUUUCGACUCAACUCGAAUUUUCUGCCGAAAUCGGACUUUCGACUCAACUCCCCAACUUUCUGCGAAAUCGGACUUUCGACUCGAAUCUCGAACUUUCUGCCGAAAUCGGACUUUCGACUCAACUCAAACUUUCUGCCGAAAUCGGACUUUUCGACUCAAACACUUUUCGGCCCAAAUCGGACUUUCGACUCAACUUCGAACUUUCUGCCGAAAUCGGACUUUCGACUCAACUCAACUUUCUGCCGAAAUCGGACUUUCGACUCAACUCGAACUUUCUGCCGAAAUCGGACUUUCGACUCAACUCGAACUUUCUGCCGAAAUCGGACUUUCGACUCAACUCAGACUUUCUGGUCGAAAUCGGACUUUCGACUCAACUCUUUUUCUGCCGAAAUCGAACUUUCGACUCAACUCGAACUUUCUGCCGAAAUCGGACUUUCGACUCAACACGAACUUUCUGCCCCGUCGGACUUUCGACUCAACUCGAACUUUCUGCCGAAAUCGGACUUUCGACUCAACUCGAACUUUCUGCCGAAAUCGGACUUUUUCGACUCAACACGAACUUUCUGCCGAAAUCGGACUUUCGACUCAACUCGAACUUUCUGCCGAAAUCGGACUUUCGGCUCAACUCGAACUUUCUGCCGAAAUCGGACUUUCGAAUCAACUCGAACUUACGGCCCCGAAAUUCGACUCAACUCGAACUUUCUGCCGAAAUCACUUUCGACUCAACUCGAACUUUCGGCCCAAAUCAACUCGCUCAGAAAACUUUCUGCCGAAAUCGGACUUUCGACUCAACUCGAACUUUCUGCCGAAAGACUCGGACUUUCGACUCAACUCGAACUUUCUGCCGAAAUCGAACUUUCGACUCCAACCGACUUUAGGUCGAAAUCGGACUUUCGACUCAAGCUCAAACUUUCUGCGAAAUCGGACUUUCGACUCAACUCGGGACUUUCGGUCGAAAAUCGAACUUUCGACUCAAUUCGAACUUUCUGCCGAAAUCGACUUUCGACUCAACUCGAACUUUCUGCCGAAAUCGGACUUUCGCUCAACACGAACUUUCUGCCGAAAUCGAACUUUUUGUCGACUCAACUCGAAUUCGAACUUUCUGCCAAAAUCGGACUUUCGACUCGCUCGAACUUUCUGCCGAAAUCGGACUUUCGACUCAACUCGAACUUUCUGCCGAAAUCGGACUUUCGACUCAACUCGAACUUACUUUCUGCCGAAAUCGGACUUUCGACUCAACUCGAACUUUCUGCCGAAAUCGGACUUUCGACUCAACUCGAACUUUCUGCCUCAAAACGGACUUUUCUGCCGAAAUUCGGACUUCGAACUGUCGAAAUCGGACUUUCGACUCCGUCGAACUUUCUGUCGAAAUCGGACUUUCGACUCAACUCUAACUUUCUGCCGAAAUCGGACUUUCGACUCAAUUCGAACUUUCUUACGAAAUCGAACUUUCGACUCAACUCGAACUUUCUGCCGAAAUCGAACUUUCGACUCAACUCGAACUUUAGGUCGAAAUCGAACUUUCGACUCCUCGAACUUUAG
Messenger RNA from Acanthosepion pharaonis, 3891 nucleotides. The record is from the annotation of a GenBank genome assembly. NCBI's taxonomy places the organism in Eukaryota, Metazoa, Mollusca, Cephalopoda, Sepiida, Sepiidae.